This is a messenger RNA of Gigantopelta aegis, 405 nucleotides long. RefSeq names its product keratin-associated protein 19-2-like. Bases 5 to 322 code for a protein of 105 amino acids. Lineage: Eukaryota; Metazoa; Mollusca; Gastropoda; Neomphalida; Peltospiridae. The transcript is spliced from 2 exons. The record is from RefSeq and is a predicted model, not a curated record.
CAAGAUGAUGAAAAUCAUAAUCCUCGCCUUGGUUUGUCUGUCCAUGACAUCUGCCGUCAUGAAGGGAUACGGCUACGGCCUGGGCAUGGGCUAUGGCGGCAUCGGAUACGGAAUGGGCAUGGGCUAUGGUGGCAUUGGAUACGGACUGGGCAUGGGCUAUGGCGGCAUCGGAUACGGAAUGGGCUUCGGUGGCCUGGGAUACGGAUUGGGAAUGGGAUACGGUGGCUACGGAAUGGGCUAUGGUGGCUACGGAAUGGGCUAUGGCGGUUACGGACUGGGUAUGGGCUUUGGCUACGGAUACGGCAAGAAGAUGAUGUACUAAUCGUAUCUAUGACACUGACAUACGGAAUAUCUACAGACGUCACGUGACAGCUGAAGACACCAUGCCAUUAUGGACUCCCGCAG